AUGCAGGUCGUUGCAUGGAAGGCCGUUUCCGCGCCGAGCACUCGGCCUCCGCGGCCCGGCAGGCCCGGCGCGGCCCGGCAGGCCUGCCUCGCCCCGCAGCCCCGGGCCCCGUCCCCGGCCGGCCGACCCCGAGCCGCGCUCCGCAGACCGCACUCGUGCCUGAGCUCUCGCCGCGCCCGCACGCCAUGUCGCCCGCGUCCUGAGCGCUCCGUCUCCUCACCGUGUGUUCUGUGA
Messenger RNA from Danaus chrysippus (African queen), 234 nucleotides. The record is from the annotation of a GenBank genome assembly. Lineage: Eukaryota; Metazoa; Arthropoda; Insecta; Lepidoptera; Nymphalidae.